Messenger RNA from Tribolium castaneum (red flour beetle), 4559 nucleotides. RefSeq names its product Ecdysteroid phosphate phosphatase (gene Epp). Lineage: Eukaryota; Metazoa; Arthropoda; Insecta; Coleoptera; Tenebrionidae. Bases 142 to 2166 code for a protein of 674 amino acids. The record is from RefSeq and is a predicted model, not a curated record. Gene Ontology annotation, molecular function: protein binding. The transcript is spliced from 8 exons.
CAGUGUUCCAACCAGUGCCGCCAUCUGAAAGGCCAAUUCCCCAAACAAAACCAAAACAAAAACGUCACUGUUUAAAUGUCAAAGGUCCACUAGAAGUGUCAACACCAAACUUUAACCUAGUUGAAAUUAAUAAUUUAUUAAAUGAAAAUGGCAACACUACCCCCUAGGAGGAACCCCACACCUACAAAAAUAUCCAAACAGCACCUGACCCCGCUACAAAUCCUCCUCCAGAUGGGGUUCCCCAAACACAGAGCCGAAAAGGCCUUAGCUGCCACUGGUAACAGGGGCGUGCAGUUGGCCUCCGACUGGUUACUGGCCCACGUAAAUGACCCAUUGCUGGACGAUAACUCUCCAAGGGAGUACAUUUUAUAUGCGUGUCCCACGGGACCUUUCCUGGAACAGUUACAGACCUUCUGGGAGAAGUCGCACAGGGAAUGCGCCUGGAACGGGGCCCACAAUUUCACGCCGCACAUUACGCUAGUUUCGUUUUUUAAGGCGCCUGAUGAAGACGCCCUACAUCUGGCGCAAAGCCUAAAGUCCGUAAUGGAAAGGCAGGGCGCUAUGUUGAACGAGCCCCUAAAACUAGAAACGUAUACUUCUCCAAAUUUUAUGGGGUUUUUUGUGGCGGAGGAGCACGCUGAUUAUUUAAAAAGGAUUGCCAUGCAAUAUGUUAAAGAAGUUUCAAAUGCUAUUAUUAGUGACACAUACGAACAUUUCGAUGCUCUAACAGCCUGUUUUCCGUGGUGUACCACAACAACUGCUCGUUGCAUUCCUCGGGGAAGUAGAUCUAUAAGUCUUGAACCCCACGUAAAAUCGCUCCAUUUGACGUUGGCGUACCAAUUCCCCAGCACCCACUACACCCACCUCAAAUCCCUCGUGGACGAGCUCGACCCUAGCGACUCCGCCGGCUGGGAGUUGCGUCUCUACUCCCGCGAUCCCCGCGUAAACGGUAAACAAGUCCACAAAGUGAUUCACCCCUACCAACCAACCGAGUGUGACGAAUUGGAUCUUCGCACGGGCGAUUACGUCUACAUAAGCAGCGAAGCCUUGGCCAAUUCGCCCGACGGUUGGGUCGAGGGCACUUCCUGGUUGACGGGACUGACGGGACUCUUGCCAGAGAGCUACACGGAACGGACGGCAGAGUCCGAUGCGUGGACUCUGCACAAAAAAGUGCCACUGAAUCAUAUCACUCAACCGGAAAUUAAGUACACCUUACCCCAAAAAGUUUUAGAGAUGGAGGAGGACGCCUCCAAGCCAAGUGCCAAGGAUGGGAGCGAAUCGAAGAAUGGGGUUGAAGAUUACUGCUUUCCCACGUCGCCGAGGAUCGAGAAUUUGUACGAAAAUGUGUUCAAAACGGGGCCUCAAAAGGAGCAAGACAAAAAAUCCCGCAAACUCUACCUGAUGCGUCACGGGGAGCGCAUAGACUUCACCUUCGGCGUCUGGAUCCCCUAUUGCUUUGAUGAGUCUGGCCGCUACACCCGGAAAGACCUGAAUAUGCCAUCCACAGUACCUGAGCGAUCGCACGGCCCCGCCGGCUACACCAAGGACACCCCCUUGACCAACGUCGGUCUCUUCCAGGCCACCACCGUCGGGGACGCCCUCAAAGAAGCGCAACUCGACAUCGCAUACGCCUACUCCUCGCCCUCGUUCCGGUGCGUCCAAACCUGCGACGCCCUCCUCAAAGGCUACAACAAACGCGACGAAAUCAAAAUCAAAAUCGAGCCUGGACUUUUCGAAUGGAUGGCCUGGUAUCCGGACGGGUUGCCCGACUGGAUGACACCGGCCGAAUUGGCCGCAGCUGGCUACAACAUAGACCUGGACUAUCAGCCGUUCGUGACCGUAACUGAGCUGAAAGACGCCAGGGAGACUUGCGAGCAGUAUUAUUUACGCAACACUUUCGUCACGAGAGGGGCUCUCAAUGCGCACCUCGACGGAAACGUGCUGUUUGUGGGCCACGCGUCCACUUUGGAAGUGUGUUCGAGGGAAUUGGUCGGGAAGAAGCCGCGAGCUGCGUAUGAAAUGACCGAUGUUAUACAGAAAGUGGCCUAUUGUAGUUUACUGCAACUGGCGCAAGAGGGCGACAAGUGGGAGAUUGCCGAGCUGCCCUUCCCGCCCAUCACACACACAACCAAUCAUAGGUUCGAUUAUAAGAUUUUCCUGAAUUAAUUGAAACGGUGCCCUCCAUCGUGGAGCAAAUCUUAGAGUUCAAAAUUGGCGAAACGUCCAAUGAAUGGUUCACCAAUUUUGACUAGGAUUUGGCCACAAUGUAAUGUAAUCCAUUUACCAAAGAACGCCUGCAUAUUUUAUUUUUGCUAUAUUUUGUUGCAUAGAUUUGAUACAAUAAGAAUAAAGCAUUAAUUGUUGUGGAAAACCGAUUUACGGAGGACUCAGAUAUUAAGGGGCCUAACUAAAAAUCUGAGAAAUCAAUCAAAACUGAUGGUAUAUGUAGUCUGUUUUUCUCGAUUCAAAAAUAAGCCAAAAUUCAAAAAUUACCAAAUUUAAACAAAAUAAUGUAAUUUUUACCUCUUUCAAAUAAAAUGUUAGACCAAAAAUUCACGAAAUUAAAUUAUAUUUUACAAAAUUUUGUUUAAACAAGUCAAAAUCAACCGAAAACGGUGUUAUUUUUGAUAGUUUUGAGCGCUUCUUCAGCGAGAUAUUUUUAAAGGAGAGCGAAAGUUUAGGAAAGUAAGUCAAAAUAUUUUUUUCCUUUUUCAACCAUUUUGGGACGCGAUUAUUUUGAGGAAUUUCGUUUAAGAUAAGCUGAGUCAAAGUGCUAGUAACACGUUUUUUGUCCAAAAGCGCAUAAUUUUGUUAAAAAUUACACUAAAAAUCAUUAAAUUGGGUCACAAAAAGUGUUAUUUUUACCUUUUUGGUCUUUUUAACCUAAAAGCUCUAUACCUGUAAAUGCUUCGAAGAAUCAAAAUACAAAAAUGUCAUUAUUUUGCCUUUCGGCGUUUUAGUAUUUGAAAAUAUUUUUCGUCCAAAGCCCGAAAUUGCCGAAUUGGGCCGAAAAAGUCGCUUUACGAGCGAAAAUUACAGAUUUGUUGAAUUGUAUUAAAAGUGAAAUUUUAGCCUUUUUCUAGUUCUUAAACACUUAUUUUAAAUAAAAAACUUCAAGAAGUUUUCGGAAAGGGUCCCUUUUCCGCACUGAUCAUCUCAGACAAUAUGCAUAUUUUUUCAUAUAUGUAUAGGGUGAUUCAAAAGUGACGAACAAACUCUCGUAUGGUGAAAAAAAAAACGUUCAGUUAAGCACAAAAAUGAAGUCAGUUUUUUUUUCAAGCAUCUUAAUUUUGAUAUAUUUUUUUAAUUUGUUUUUGCUAGCAAUGGUAGAUUUUUGCUUUUUUGUUUCGUAUGAUGUCGAUUUAUUGUCAAAUUUGCAAGUUUUUUAAUUGUUUUGUACAUCAUAGGACAUUAAUUGUUGAUUUUUUUCAACAGGUAUUUAUUUAGUAUUCUAAGAGCUGUCGUUUCCGCUAACUGAAGUCAAAAAAUAAGAUCUGAAACACCAAAAACGUAAAAAUUUAACUGUAAAGAACUAUAUCUCGUGAAAAAGGGCACAAACAAUUUUUUGUCACAGGAACUUUUAAUUCAGUUUGAUGUCCUUUAUCAGCACCCGAAAGAUUGUCCGGUACUUUAAAAUCACCCUAUAUUUUUCUUUUUUAUGAUGUUUCGCUAUCUUGUCGACGUCCUUAUCCUUAUCUGUAAAUCCUUCCCUAAAUUCAUAAAAAUAACAAGAAACUAAUGCAAAUUUAGUGGUACAUUACAUGUUCCAGUCGAUUUGACUUCUUUAUUCAAAAAUAAGCCCUAAAAUCUUAAAUUUUUAGACCUUUCAGCACCUUUUCAUGCAGAAUAUCAAACCUAAACAGAAAGCUACGAAAUUAUAAUUAGUUAUAAUUGUAAUUAAAUAUUAUUUUUGCGUUUUUUGAGCAUUUUAGCUAAUUUUUUAAACAGAAACGCAACUAUUUCACAAAAUGUCGAAAACAAGCCAAAAAUGGUAUCAUUUUCGUCUUUUUCUCAAACUUUUAACAACGUAUUUUUGCAAAACCAAACCGAAAAAUUAUUGUAAUUGUAUAAUUAUUUACAUUGUUAUAAUAAAAAAUACUCUAGGAGCUAAUCCGCUUUACGUCUCCCACACUCUUUGGUGGUGAAUUCUGAAAUGGGUUUUCUGUGUGAGAAAUUUAAAUGUGACGUGAGGUUGACAUUGCACAUUUUGAGUUAUACCAUAAAAAAAUAUCUCAAUUUGUGCAAUUAUAUUAUGAGACUCGUCAUUUCAUUAGUUUUCCACCGAAAAAACAGUAAUUGCAUUCAUCAGUGCCACAAAGAAACGGUUUAAAAUUUCAUGUUCACCAGAAGGUGCAGAUAUCUUAAGCUUGUAUAACGUCAUUAAACAAUUUAAUUUAGUGAUUUAAGGUUUUAAUAUGGCCAAUUGUAAACAUUGAAAUCAAAAGAUGUAAUCAAGUGAAUUAUUUAUUUUUUGUGAUGGCAACACGGUACACCGUGUGACCCAAUAUUUGGUCCUCUGUAAGCUGACUCAAUAAAGAAAGACUUGUUUCUUAGUAAAA